AGGAGCAUCCUAGCAGAAGGUGCUUUUCUCUCUGUCUGGCUCUAAGAAGACCUGGCAGAAGCCCCUUCUCCUCGCCAGGUGUUGGUGUCUCAAGGCUGUGUUGGGGGAGACCACCGCUGGCGGGUCGGUGGGCCGAAGGAUGGACUCUGUGGGGGACACCUCCAUCGGAGAAUGGGCCUCCGACCACCAGCCACCUCCCAGGACCCCCCGGACCCAUUCCCGCCACGUGAUCCGCAAAGUCGCCUCCAAAGUCGUGACCCAGACGAACCCGCCGUUUGCGAUUGUCUUCGUCACCCUCCUGUACUGUGGGGAGCUGACGGGGGCCUGCGUGGUGAGUUAUGCCUACAGCCGCUCCAACGACCUCUUCUGGCUCUCCCUGACCCUCCUCUUGAUGCUGAUCCCUGCCGUCAUGGACCAGCUCACCCUCAUCUUCAUCCAUCGGGACCUGACCAGCGACAAGCCCUUCAUUCUUUUCAUGCACCUGGUGCUGUUGGGCCCUCUGAUCAGGUGUUUAGAGGCCAUUGUGAUAUUCUACCGGUUGGGUCGUGAGGAGGAACCCUAUGUCACCAUCACUCGCAAGAAGUAUAUUCAAAGCAACACCGAGAUUGAGCUGGAGCAAGAGGUGGGCCACUCUGUGCGCCGGUUGCUCACGCACCGCAAUGCCUUCAAGCGCAUGGCCGUCAUCCAGGCCUUCCUGGGUUCGACACCACAGCUCACCCUGCAGCUUUAUGUCAGCGUUGUGGAGCAAUACGUCCCCACUAGCAGAGCAGUCCUGAUGUGCAUCUGCUUGCUCUCUGUCACCUAUGGGGCCUUAGUCUGCAAUGUCCUGGCCAUCCAGAUCAAGUACGACGACUACAAGAUUGUCCUGCGCCCGCUGGCCUUCAUCUGCAUCCUCCUCUGGCGCUGCCUGGAAAUCUCCACCCGCAUCACCAUCUUGGUUCUUUUCGGGAGCGUCUUUAAACACUACGCCAUGGCUGUCGGCGGGGCCAACUUACUGGUGUUCUUCUUCUUGCCCUGGGUCCAGUUUUGGACAAGUGGCGGCCAACUGCCUGACAAUGUGGAGAAGAACUUCAGCCGGGUGGGCACCCUCAGCGUCCUGUGUACCAUCACUCUGCUCUACGCGGGAAUCAACAUCUUCUGCUGGUCAGCUGUGCAGCUGAGGUUGGCCGAGAGGGAGUUGAUUGCCAAGUCCCAAAACUGGGGGUGCUUAGUUUUGUAUUAUGUCUUCCGGGGCAUGGAGAACAGCGUGCUGGUCAUCUGCUGGUACUUCUUUAAGACAGACAUCUACGAGUAUUUCUGCACCCCAAUGGUGGUGCUGCAGUUGAUGGUGGCCUACUGCCUGGCUGUCGCCUUCAUGCUCUUCUUCAUGCAGUAUCUCCACCCUUGUCGCCGCCUCUUCACACACAACAUCUCUGACUUCUUGGAGUGUGUCUGCUGCAGGCAGGCAAAGGCAGUCCGGCCUGUGCUUCUUGAGCCCCCCUGGGAGCCUGGCGUAAGGCACAGUGUUGUCUGAAAGAAGAGAGUCUAAACAGUGAUAAGCCUCACGUUGCAGAUAGUAGAAAGAUGGACCGCACACCUCGCAUAGCCUCCGUGCCAGCUUAGCCUGAGGAGACGGGCCUUACAUUUAUGGUGCUAGUGCUGGGUGUGGCCUCAGACAGCCUCCUAGAGCAUCACGUGGACUGACAAAGAAGAUCAUGGUGGACAAUAAGGGUACCGUGUUGUCUUUAUUGAUCUUCACUCAUAGUCAAGGUUUACCAGAAUGUUACACUCAUCUAGCUGGAGCAGCCAUGGGUUUCAGGAUGAGUGCCUUUGGCUGACAGAAACGUGUCUGAUAUGGAUGGGACUGUACUGAAAUGUCCAGGCGCUGGAUGUCUACUGGCAUGUUUACCGUGGUGACACAGCAGACCUAUCUGAAGGAUGUCCUGCAUGGUUGAAUGCAGGAUGAGUUUAAGAAAAUAGUAACAUGAUACUUUUGAGGAACAGCUAACGGACAUUAUGUGUGGUGGAGGGGCCCCUCCUUCAUCACACCACUGCCUUCUUUAGACUGGAUAGAGUUGUGGGUCUAGUGUUUUCAAGGAGUCAAUGUGCAGCCCUUCGCCUUGCCAAGUGUCGCUUUUGGGAUGUGACCGUUUUAUCCUGCUCCUUAAUAUUUAUUUAUUUGUUUAUUUGAUGUGAGAAGGGACAGCGUUGAACUCCAAAGAGUGUUGGGAAUCAUUCUGCAUUUUAAAAUAAUUUAAACUUAUU
Messenger RNA from Pogona vitticeps (central bearded dragon), 2244 nucleotides. It is a transcript of the gene XKRX, whose product is annotated as XK related X-linked. Gene Ontology annotation, cellular component: membrane. NCBI's taxonomy places the organism in Eukaryota, Metazoa, Chordata, Lepidosauria, Squamata, Agamidae. The record is from RefSeq and is a predicted model, not a curated record.